Acytostelium subglobosum LB1 is the source of this 1545-nucleotide messenger RNA. RefSeq lists its product as hypothetical. The record is from RefSeq and is a predicted model, not a curated record. Gene Ontology annotation, biological process: transmembrane transport. The coding region runs from base 1 to 1545 and encodes 514 amino acids. Gene Ontology annotation, cellular component: membrane. Gene Ontology annotation, molecular function: transmembrane transporter activity. Lineage: Eukaryota; Evosea; Eumycetozoa; Acytosteliales; Acytosteliaceae. The transcript has a single exon.
AUGAUAUGUUAUGGUAUAAUCCUGCCAAUUAUACCAUUGGAGAUGGAGACACGAUAUCACAAGUCACAAUCAGUCACUGGUCUACUGUUUGCAAUGUUCUCUGCCGGUUGUCUAAUUGGUACGCCAAUAGUGGGUGUGCUGUCGGAUCGUAUUGGUCGUCGUACACCCUUCCUCAUUGGCAUGGCCAUGCUGGCCGGCUCCACGAUGCUCUUUGCCUACGGUCGUCAUCUGGCCAUCCUAUUCAUCGCCCGUUUCGUCCAGGGAUUGAGCUCGGCGGUGGCCUGGGUGGUCGGACUGGCACUGAUCGCCGACAUCUACUCGAAUGAACAGUUUGGCGUUGUAAGUGGUACGGUCAUUGGUGGCAACACAAUCGGUGCAUUGGUUGGUCCAAUCAUUGGAGGCGUCACCUAUGAACACUUUGGAUACCUUGUGCCAUUCUACAUCUCGGCCAUAUUCGUAUUGUUAGACCUAAUGACUCGUGUACUCCUGGUGGACGAUGGUUCAAUCAAACUUCACAAACAACUUAAAGAUCGCAAGGGCAAAGAGAUAACACAAUUGAUCGAUGACAAUGGUGACAUUAGACAAGACAUCCUAAAUGAUGUUGAGAUGGCUGGAGCAGACGUGGCCGACCCUCAGCGUGAUGGUGCAUCAAUCAGUUUGUCGACAGAUGAUCAUGUGGUGGUACAAGACCAAGAGGAUGAGGAGGAUGUGGACGUGGACCAAGAACAAUCACAACUCAAUCAAACGUCACAAGAAGGCGAUGAGGUACCAGUUCAAACAGAGUCUGAGCCAAUCAAUCAUGCGAUUAUAAACUCUGCUGACCAUGAAGUGUUUGACGAGAUACAUAUCAAUGGAGUGGAGGACAGUGUGGACGAGCCAAUGAACGAGAGAGAGUUCUUCAAGAUGAUUAUGAAGCGAUUGGAUGUUUGGAUGACAUUGAGCAGCAUCAUACUUUUUGCCAUUGGCAUGUCCAGUCUCGAACCACUCCUGCCCCUGCUGAUACAGAACAAGUUCCAUCGCUCAACAAGUGUCACCUCUCUACUCUUUGCCAGCUUCAUCUUCCCCUUCCUCGUGCUCUCACCACUCAGUGGCUACCUCACCGACAAGAACUAUGUCAGCCGCACCAAGAUGUCGUUUGCUGGCGCAGUGGUCACAGCGGUGGCCUUCCCCUUUAUCGACCGCGUCUCUCACCUGUCACUGCUAUUCAUCGACAUCAUUGUGAUUGGCGGUGGCCUGGCCGUGUUCUUCAAUCCAAUCAUACCGAUACUGACGUACAUUGUCGAUCCCACCGAGAAGGGCACGCACAAUGGCAAGAUACUCUCAAUGUUUUGUAUCUUUUACUCGUUUGGCAUCUUCAUUGGACCGAUCUACAGCACACUACUCGAUGAGCACGUCAGCUUCUUCUCAUUCACCAUGUCGUUCUCUGUACUGAUCUUGGUCAAUGCCAUAGUGUUCCUGAUCUACUUUUUGCGAAGGCCAACAUCCGUCUUUGAGGCCAACGCUGCACAAUCAAACUCCAACCAUCAUAUCAAGCUGCGAUCAUAA